Molecule: messenger RNA, 744 nt
Organism: Scylla paramamosain (green mud crab)
Lineage: Eukaryota; Metazoa; Arthropoda; Malacostraca; Decapoda; Portunidae
Exons: 4
Coding region: 54-614 (186 amino acids)
Source: RefSeq, a predicted model, not a curated record
UGUAUCUUCCUUACACUCACUGCCACUGCUCCCAACAUCUCCAUCAUACAGUCAUGGCCGGUACCCCUCUAUGUCUUUUCCAUAGCCACUAUCACUACUCAUCGCAGGAAACCAAGACCGAGGACUACCAGACGCUGUACCGGCGGGCGGCCCAGAGAGGAGGCAUCAUAGAGAACAGAGGUGCUACUACCAAGACCAAGACUAAACUGGAGGACAUCCUUAACAGGGACAUCGCCGUCGUGAUGGGUGAGCCAGGAGCUUUUCACACCCUCAACGAGAACAGGAAAGUGGACGGUGGCUGCCUCCUCACCUACGGGCGGGAGGCCAUCGGGCUGGAAUACGCCGCCCUCGCUGUACCGAAAAAAUCUUUCCUGAAGCCUCUUAUCGACAGGAAGCUGGUGUGGAUGCGCGAGAUGGGCACAUUAGAGCGGUACUACCAGGGCAGCUUCGGCGUCACCUGCUACAGGGACAAUACUGAAUCCUCGGAGCCUUCGAGUCUCGUCUUAAUUCAGCUGCUGUGUUUAUUUUACGUCUGGAGUGCGGGACUGAGUCUGUCGUGUCUCAUGUUCAUGGUCGAGGUGUUCUGCGGCAAGCUCAACCCUACCAAGACCUGACACUGCACAGCCCGCCCCCACCCACGCCUUCCAGUGACUGUCAGCCUGGUCUCACCGCACACAUCGCCGCCAGUGAACCCUCCAGCACGCCCUGCCAGUCCUUGUCUCUGCUGAUAAAUUCCCUCUUCGC